Molecule: messenger RNA, 2380 nt
Organism: Otolemur garnettii (small-eared galago)
Lineage: Eukaryota; Metazoa; Chordata; Mammalia; Primates; Galagidae
Gene: PGBD1
Product: piggyBac transposable element derived 1
Exons: 7
Molecular function (GO): sequence-specific DNA binding
Source: RefSeq, a predicted model, not a curated record
GGUGGGAUCUCAGUCAGAUAACGUUCUGGACCUGCCAACCUGUCCUGGCUACUGGCAUCUCAGCUCAACAUGUAUGAAGCUUUGCCUGGCCCUGCUCUUGAAAAUGAAGUUGGCUUUGUGAAAUUGAAGGAGGAAGAUCCCACCUGGGAGCAGGUGUGUAGUGCCCAAGAGGGCAGUUCCCACACUCAGGAGCUCUGCCGUUUGCGCUUUCGACAGUUCUGCUACCAGGAGGCUUCUGGGCCCCAGGAAGCUUUAGCCCAACUCCGAGAACUUUGUCAUCAAUGGCUAAGGCCAGAGAUGCACACCAAGGAACAGAUCCUCGAGUUGCUGGUGCUGGAGCAGUUCCUGACCAUCCUACCCAGAGACCUCCAGGCCCGGGUACAGAGGUAUCCUCUGGAGAGUGGGGAGGAAGUAGUGACAGUGCUGGAGAAUCUAGAAACCAGAAGUGGAAACAGAGGACACCAGCUGAAUGAUUAUGAUCUCUGCCUUCAUUCUGCGUAUCUCAAGAACAGGCCAGUGCUUUGCUGCAGACUAGCCCAUCUCCAGGAAGAAAGCCCCAGAGAUAAGUGAGCAGUGCCUGAGCUUAACCCAACCUGGACAUCAGUGAAGACUGAGGAAGAAACAGCCCAGGCCCCUGCCCCAUGGGAGUGGCCACAUCUGAGUCUGGCUCAGAGGAACCUCUGUGGGAACUCAACUCAGAGGAAGGUUGCAAGCCUCAGUCUAAUGACUGAAGAAGUUGUAACUAAAGAUGGAUUGUUUAAUGCAAAGCAAGAAACUUCUGAAGAAAUGGAACAAGGUCAGGCGAUCUCAGGAACACCCAACAGAGGUCAUGCACCCCACAUCCCCUGUACUCCGAUCCCUACUGAAAGGACAGUUACACAUUUGAACACUCUGAAGGACCAUCACCUGGGUGACUUGUGGGCCCAGACAUACAUCUCAUCCUUGGAAUAUUCUACAGGCACUAUGACCCGAAAAGGGAGAAAAAAAGACAAAGCUCGAGUGAAGGAACUACUCCAAAGCCUUGCAUUUUCUGGUGACUCAGACAUGGAGGAAGAUAAUGAGCCUGAGACCCAGCCUGCUCAAAAGAAGCUAAAAGUGCCAAGUGUCCCAGAAAAAAAUUGGACCAAAAGAGACAUUAAACCCAACUUUCCAAGCUGGUCAGCCCUGGAUUCUGGACUUCUGAAUCUCAAGAGUGAAAAGUUGAACCCAGUAGAGCUCUUUGAAUUAUUUUUUGAUGAUGAAACAUUCAACUUAAUUGUCAGUGAAACCAAUAAUUAUGCUUCUCAGAAAAGUGUCAGCUUGGCAGUCACAAUUCAGGAAAUGAGGUGUGUGUUUGGUGUUCUGCUUUUGAGUGGAUUUGUGAGGCAUCCCAGAAGGGGAAUGUAUUGGGAAGUCCCAGAUGCUGAUCAGAACUUUGUUAGAGAUGCAAUUAGAAGGGACAGAUUUGAAUCAAUUUUCUCAUACCUGCACUUUGCAGAUAAUGGCCACCUAGAUAAAAAAGAUAAGUUUACAAAACUGAGGCCUCUUAUAAAGCAAAUGAAUAAAAAUUUCCUCUUGUAUGCUCCCCUGGAAGAAUAUUAUUGGUUUGAUAAAUCAAUGUGUGAAUGCUUUGAUAGUGACCAAUUCCUGAAUGGAAAGCCUAUUAGAAUUGGCUAUAAAAUCUGGUGUGGUACCACCACACAGGGUUAUCUGGUUUGGUUUGAACCUCAUCAAGAAGAAUCAAGUAUGAAAGCAUAUGAAGAUCAUGGCCUUGGGUUAGGUGGAAAUCUAGUGAUGAACUUUGCUGAUGUUCUUUUAGAGAGAGGUCAAUAUCCCUAUCACCUGUGUUUUGAUACCUUCUUUACAAGCGUCAGAUUGGUGUCAGCCUUGAAGAAGAAGGGAGUGAGGGCAACAGGAAUGAUUGGUGAGAACAGAACAGAAAAAUGCCCCCUUAUGAAUGCAGAACAUAUGAAAAAAAUGAAGAGGGGGUAUAUUGAUUUCCAAGUGGAAGAAAAUGAUGAAAUAAUUUUGUGUCGUUGGUAUGGUGAUGACAUUAUCAGUCUGUGUUCCAAUGCUGUAGGCAUAGAACCAAUUAGUGAGAUAAAUUGUUUUGCCAAUGAUGAAGCCAUCCCUCAGAUAAGUCAGCCAUCGAUUGUGAAAGUGUACAAUGAAUGCAAGGAAGGUGUAGUUAAAAUGGAUCAAAUUAUUUCCAAAUACAGGGUGAGGAUAAGAAGCAAGAAAUGGUACUCAAUUUUGAUGAGCUACAUGAUUGAUGCAGCCAUGAACAAUGCAUGGCAACUACAUAGAACCUGUAACCCAGGUGACUCUCUAGACCUCUUGGAUUUUCGGAGAUGUGUUGCGCAUUUCUACUUGGAACACAAUGCUCAUCUGCCAGAUUAAA